AGUACUAAACUAUCACUACGUUAUGGUUCUAGUUAUGGAUGAUGAAGAGAGCAACACCGUAGAAAGAUUCGAUGACGUCGUUUUGCCAGGGUUUAGGUUUCAUCCCACAGAUGAAGAACUCGUAAGUUUCUACCUGAAAAGGAAGGUUCUACACAAAUCUCUUCCCUUUGAACUCAUCAAGAAAGUCGACAUUUACAAAUACGAUCCAUGGGACCUACCAAAGCUUGCGGCAAUGGGGGAGAAAGAGUGGUACUUUUACUGUCCAAGAGACAGGAAAUAUAGGAACAGCACGAGGCCUAACCGAGUAACUGGAGGUGGAUUCUGGAAAGCAACCGGAACUGACCGGCCUAUAUACUCAUUAGACUCGACUCGAUGCAUCGGUUUGAAGAAGUCGCUUGUGUUCUACCGUGGUCGAGCUGCUAAAGGAAUCAAAACCGAUUGGAUGAUGCAUGAAUUUCGUCUCCCUUCUCUAUCUGACUCUCAUCACUCAUCGUCUUAUGAUGCUUGGGCUAUUUGCAGAAUAUUCAAGAAGACGAACGCAGUAUCAUCACAAAGAUCAGUCCCACAAUCAUGGCUUUAUCCGGCGAUUCCUGACACCAGCCAAUACAACUCACCGUCACAAACCACAACUCUUUUUGCUUCAACAGACGUUUUCAGCAACAUGGCAACAAGACAAAACCUUAUCUCUUCUCCAGUAGACGAACCCGCAAGCUUCACAGAGUCAGCUGCUGCUUAUUUAGCGUCUCAGAUGCUCGGAGUUCCGUACAACAUAGCUAGAAACAACGGAACAGGGGAUACUAUCUUUCUGAGGAACAAUGAAACAGGGAAUGCUCUGUUUCCUAGCAACAAUGACCAUAACUACUUCCACAACUUGGCCGGAGGAUUAACUAAUGAGCUUCCGAAUGUAAGAUCAAUGGUCGAGACUGGUUUUGAGACGACCACUAGUGAGAUGUCGGCAACGUCGUAUUCCCCUAACAAUUAAGAUGUACUAUUACCACUUAACUAGUGUAGGACAUCGCUAAUAUGUAUUAGUUUAUAAUUAUCUUAUUAAUGUUGCUUUGGUUUUGGUUU
Molecule: messenger RNA, 1071 nt
Organism: Raphanus sativus (radish)
Lineage: Eukaryota; Viridiplantae; Streptophyta; Magnoliopsida; Brassicales; Brassicaceae
Product: putative NAC domain-containing protein 94
Exons: 3
Coding region: 23-982 (319 amino acids)
Biological process (GO): regulation of DNA-templated transcription
Molecular function (GO): DNA binding
Source: RefSeq, a predicted model, not a curated record